This is a messenger RNA of Rotaria sp. Silwood2, 2103 nucleotides long. Lineage: Eukaryota; Metazoa; Rotifera; Eurotatoria; Philodinida; Philodinidae. The record is from the annotation of a GenBank genome assembly.
AUGAAUAAUGAUAUAAAUGAAAAAGAAAGUGAAAUUGAAUCAACAAAUGAUUAUGAUAUUUUAGAAAUUGUGCGUACAUUUCAAGAAUCUAAUCCAUCAGAAUGUUUAAUCAUUCUUCAAGCAUUUCUUCGUCUAAUCAAUCAACACGAAUAUUCUGAUGAUUUUAUUCAAUAUCAGUUAGAUAUUCUUAAACGUUUCUCUUUAUCAUUAUCACCAUCUAUUCCAUUACUUUUUGAAAUUCUUAAACAACUUAUACCAUCGUCAGAAUUAAUUUUAUCAUUCAAUACAAUUAGAGAAUUAAUUGUUAAAUCAUUUAUUAACCAAUUUCGUAAAGACACUCAAAAACAGAAAUGGGGUGGUAAUGGAGAAAAAAUUUAUUCAUUAGGAUGUUUAUUAGAGCGAUCCUUAAAACUAUAUUAUAGUAAUGAAAAUUUAAUAAAAAAUACGAUUAAUAUAUGGAAUUCAAUUGUUCUUCAUCUGUUUGAACCAUUAAUUGAUGAAUUAAAUGAAUAUUUAAAAAAUAAAUUCGAUAAACAACAGCAACAAUAUUCAUCAUUAAGUUAUCUUAUUAAAUCGUUAGGCAAACUUUGUGAACAAUUAAAUAAAAUUGAUGAGAAAAAACAUUGUAUGAUAAUUAAUGAAUAUUUUUCGGAUAUUAUUCUUGCUGUUCUUCAUCAACGAAUUGAUUUGAUAUUAAAUAAAAAAAUUUUUGAUCAAUUUGAUUCAUUUGAUAACCUAGAAGAAUAUAAAUGUUCAAGAAGAAAUUCUGUCUUUUUUGUUUGUCCUGAGAUAAGAAAACUACUUCUAUUCUUUGAUGAUGCAAGAAUAUCUAAACAUUCGUCUAAUUUAAUAAAAAAAUGUAAUGAAAAACUUGAACAAUUACUAGAAAAAGCUUCUAACAUUUUUCAUAAUUAUCCUUCAUCAACAUCUCUUGAACAUUGUAUUUGUUUAAUAUCAUGUUUAUCAAGUAUUGAAAUAUUAUUUUAUCAUGAACAAUUUCAAUAUUUUUUAUAUAAUUUCUGUCAAUUUAUUUUAACUUAUUGGCAAAUAAAUUUAUUACAUGAUUGUGAUGCUAAUGAUUGGUUAAAUACAAAAACCUAUUUUGAAAAUAAACGUUAUUCAGUUUAUAUUGAUACAUUAUUUUAUCAUUUUAAUCGUUUUCAUUUAUAUAUAAAACGAUAUUGUCCAAGUUUGCUUUCAAUUAUUAUUCCAUUUAUGUUACUUGAAUUAAUGAAUUUUAUUUAUCAUCGUUAUGCAUCAAUUAAAAUAUCAUAUGCUAGACAAAAUCAAUAUAAAAUUGAUCUUCUUGCUUUGCUUGUACAUUCAAGUCAAUAUACUCAUUACUUUAUUAAUAAAAGAAAUGCAAUAAAACAAUAUUUAUUAUUUAACAAUGAUAAUAUUGAGUCAAUAUUUUUCGAGUAUGGUAAUAGAAUUUUAGCAGCUAUUGUGCUUGUUACUUGUCCAUGUGAUCUUUUAUAUGAACAAUUACAAAAUAUUGUUCAUCGAUCGACAAGAGUACUACCGAAACUUAAUUGGUUAACUAUUAUUCGACCUGAUUGGUUUGAUGUAAACUAUGAAAUGCGAUCACAAGUUCAAACAUUUUUAACUAUAGAAAAUAUAGUUACAACACAACAAAAUAACUUUCCUAUUGACAAACUAGUAACAAUCGUUAUUGAAAAUUCUGAAUUAGAUUCAUAUCGACCAGCAAUGAUCCAUCUGAUUAUGCAAUGUGAACAGUGGGAAUUGAUUAAUUUAUUUGUCAAAAAUGAACAUGAUUGGUCAUUUUUACAUAAUCAAUCAACCCAAUUACCCGAAUGGUUAUCUACAAUGAUGGAAUAUUCGAAAGAAUUUUUGGCUAAAUGUUGUUCUAUAUGUGCAGAUGAAAAAGAAAUUGAAUGGCGAUUGAAAAUUCAACAAAAAAUUGGCUUUGAACAACCAUAUGAUGAAAAAUUAAAUUAUUUAAAAUCACUUCAACAAUAUAUUGCAAAUAUUCCUUUAUAUUUUUAUCAUUUACUUUGUGCAAUAAAUCAAAAUCAACCCCAAUUCAAUAAACAAUUCGUCAAUUUUUGCUCGUUUACUUUACAAUUAUAUGAUCGAUCAUAA